This is a messenger RNA of Emys orbicularis (European pond turtle), 810 nucleotides long. It is a transcript of the gene SLA2, whose product is annotated as Src like adaptor 2. The coding region runs from base 1 to 810 and encodes 269 amino acids. Lineage: Eukaryota; Metazoa; Chordata; Testudines; Emydidae. Gene Ontology annotation, molecular function: epidermal growth factor receptor binding; phosphotyrosine residue binding. The transcript has 7 exons. Gene Ontology annotation, biological process: regulation of MAPK cascade; signal transduction. The record is from RefSeq and is a predicted model, not a curated record. Gene Ontology annotation, cellular component: cytoplasm; COP9 signalosome; plasma membrane.
AUGGGAAGUUUGCCCAGCAGGAGCAAGCAGCUUGUCGUUCAGCCCAGCCCAGCUGCUGCCAUGCAGGCCACUGCCCCAGUGCAGACAGGUCUGAACAGCUACGUGGCAGUUGCCUUGUGCUCUUUCCCCGCGGGUGGGGAGGCAGAGACCGUCCUGCGACCAGGCGAGCAGCUGAACGUCCUAUCUGAGGAUGGGGAAUGGUGGAACGUGGUGUCGCUAGCCACCGGCAAGAAGUGUUCGGUCCCCAGCAGCCACGUGGCGAAGGUGUGGCACAGGUGGCUGUACGAGGGCGUUAGCCGGGAGAAAGCCGAGGAGCUGCUGCUUCUGCCGUGCAACCGCAGCGGUUCCUUCCUGAUCCGAGAGAGCCAGACCAGGCAAGGCUGCUACUCCUUGUCGGUCAGGCGCACCAACCACUCCUCCUGGGACUCCAUCAAACACUAUCGCAUCAACCGCCUGGAGAACGGCUGGCUCUACAUCGCCCCACGCCUCACCUUCCCCAGCCUGCAGGAGCUGGUGGACUAUUACUCCGAAAUCGGGGAUGGGUUGUGCUGCCUCCUCAAGGAGCCGUGCUUCAUCCAAGGAGCAGUUCGAGUCCCAGCCCAGAACCUGGCCCCGCCUGUGGUCGUCAAGAAAUCGGCUCUCAACUGGCAGGAGCUCGACAGCUCGGCCCUGUUUUCGGAGGCUCCACCCCCAGAAGGGGAGUCCCCUGUCAGCCUGGGCCUGCGGGAAGCCAUCAGCUCCUACCUCUUUCUGACGGAAGAGCUGCCGCCGGAGAAGGGCGAGAAGGGCAGUCUGUGGAAGAGCGCCUGA